Molecule: messenger RNA, 3805 nt
Organism: Thamnophis sirtalis
Lineage: Eukaryota; Metazoa; Chordata; Lepidosauria; Squamata; Natricidae
Source: RefSeq, a predicted model, not a curated record
CAGGCACAAAAGUCUCAAACCGAGGCUCGCAGUUCAGCAGGGGCCGGUGCCUCCCGCCGGCCAGCAACCCCAGCCAGCGACCAAGCACAAGGCCAACGAGAAGCAAGAGAAAGGAGACAAACCCCAAAAACGUCCCUUAACCCCGUUUCACCAUCGAGUGUCCAUCAGCGACAAGGUUAUCCUGGAGGCCGACUCCGCCAAUCAGCGGCUGGUAAUCCCCACCACCGACAGCCAAGUGAGGUUUUCAAACCUCAGAACUAACGAGGUCGCAAAGACACCUCAGAUGCACCCCGCGGAAAUUGCCAGUUCCCCGCAGCCACCGCCCCUCAGUCCCCACCCAUGCGACGCGGCGGAGGAGGGGGCAACCAAAACGCCUUCCACGCCCCAGAGCCAACAUUUCUAUCAAAUGUCGACUCCCGAUCCUUUGGUUCCUUCAAAAGCCAUGGAAGAUAGGAUAGAAGGGUUAUCCCAGAAUUUCCCAGCUACGUUUCCCGAUGUCGUAGAGCCCACCAUGUACGUCGGCGCCGCAGUGAACUUGGAGGAAGAAGACGCAGAUUCCAUGUGGAAGUAUUACAAGGUUCCAAAGAAAAAAGAUGUGGAUUUUUUGCCGCCGCCUUUGCCGAGUGAAAAAUUUCGGGACGAGCCCAUGGGAUCUGCCGCAUCGGACAAUGUACCUUCAGCUACAGAAUUAAUGUUGCAAUAUAGGAAACCUCUCAAGGUCUCCGAUGAAUUGAUCCAGCAGUACCAGAGCAAGAACCAAUACCUAGCAGCUAUAGUAGCUGACCAGGAGCUUGAGAUGGACCCAUAUGCUUUUGUUGAUGGAGAUGAAGAGUUCCCAUUUCCCGAUAAAAAGGACAGGCCAAACAGUGACCGAGAAAUUGGGAAAAAACAUAAGGUAAGUGGGGGGAACAACUCGAUUUAAAUCAUAAUUUUUGAAGAGCAACUGUCAUCUCUUUUCUCCCCCUGUGUGUCAAUAGAUGCGCAGCGUAAUCCCCCUCACAACCGCACAGCUUCAACUAGUUUGUUCCAUGAAAACGACCUGGUUGUCUCCUAUACUGACCUUGAUAAUCUCUUCAACUCUGAUGAAGACGAGCUAACCCCGGGAUCUAAAAGAAUAUUGAACGGAACAGACGACAAGUCUAGUUGCAAAGAGUCAAAAGGUGGAAACCUGGACCCAUUGUCAUGCAUAAGUACAGCUGAUCUUCAUAAAAUGUAUCCCACACCACCAUCCUUGGAGCAACACAUUAUGGGAUUUUCUCCCAUGAAUAUGAACAACAAGGAGUACGGCAGCAUGGACACCACCCCCGGAGGAACCAUCCUCGAAGGAAACGGUGUGACUGGUGGCCUUCAGUUCAGGAUUGAAGUGGACGAGGGAUUCUGUAGUCCAAAACCCACAGAAAUAAAGGAUUAUUCCUAUGUUUAUAAGCCCGAGAACAGUCAAGCUUUUAUGGGAUGUUCCAUGUUUGCUCCACUGAAGACUCUCCCGAGCCACUGUCUCCCUGCCAUCAAAUUGCCAGAGGAGUGUGUUUAUCGGCAGAGUUGGACUGUUGGCAAGUUGGAUUUGCUUCCGCCAGGACCCACAAUGCCAUUCAUUAAAGAGGGGGACGGGAGCACCGUUGAUCAAGAGUAUGGCCCUGCCUACACUCCGCAGACACAUACCCCCUUCGGUAUGCCCCCCAGCAGCGCCCCGCCAAGCAAUAGCGGCGCUGGGAUCCUUCCUUCCCCUUCCACCCCCCGCUUCCCAACUCCCCGGACUCCAAGGACGCCUCGGACUCCCCGCGGGGCGGGUGGGCCAGCAAGCGCGCAAGGCUCCGUCAAGUAUGAGAAUUCCGAUUUGUACUCGCCAGCCUCGACCCCAUCCACCUGCAGGCCCUUAAACUCGGUCGAGCCGGCGACGGUCCCGUCAAUUCCCGAGGCGCACAGCCUCUAUGUGACCCUCAUUCUAUCCGAAUCGGUGAUGAAUCUUUUCAAAGACUGUAACUUUGACAGCUGUUGCAUUUGCGUUUGCAACAUGAACAUCAAAGGUGCUGACGUUGGAGUUUACAUUCCAGACCCAACCCAGGAAGCCCAGUACAGGUGCACGUGUGGAUUCAGCGCGGUCAUGAACCGGAAAUUUGGCAACAGCUCGGGAUUGUUCCUCGAGGAUGAGUUAGACAUCUUGGGCCGCAAUUCGGAAUGCGGCAAAGAAGUGGAGAAACGCUUCGAGGCCCUUCGCACGGCUUCCGUCGAGCAGAGUGGAAGCUUGAAGGAGGCGGACCGGCUUCCCGACGAGCUGAUACUUUUGUUGCAAGACCAGUGCACCAACUUGUUUUCGCCGUUUGGAGCGGCAGAUCAAGACCCCCUGCCCAAAGUCGGCGCCACGGGCAAUCUGGUGCGGGCCGAGGAAAGAGACUGUUGCUACGACUGCUAUCUCGCAUUGGAACACGGACGCCAGUUUAUGGACAACAUGUCCGGAGGGAAGGUUGACGAGGCGCUUGUGAAGAGUACUUGUUUGCAUCACUGGUCGAAACGAAAUGGAACCGAUGAGUCUCCUGAACCACUGCCCAUUCCAACCUUCUUGUUGGGGCACGAUUAUGACUUCUUGGUGCUGUCGCCUUUUGCCUUACCAUAUUGGGAGAGGCUAAUGCUGGAGCCCUACGGAUCUCAGAGGGACAUCGCCUACGUGGUGGUGUGUCCGGAGAACGAAGCGCUGCUGAACGGAGCAAAGAACUUCUUUCGAGACCUCACUGCAGUAUACGAGUCCUGCAAACUCGGCUUGCAUCGGCCCAUCUGCAAAGUCUUGCCCGACGGGAUCAUGCGAGUGGGAUCCACUGCUUCAAACAAACUCUCUGAGAAGUCGGUGGCUGAGUGGUUCUCGCAGACGGCUCACGCCAACAAGGAAUCGUUUUCCAGGCUCAAACUCUACGCUCAAGUCUGCAGAUACGAUCUGGGUCCUUAUCUUGCUACACAGCCAUUGGACAAUUCCUUGCUUUCCCAGUCCAACCUCGCUCCUCCCACCAGCCAUCCUGCUUCCAUCCAGCCUCAGGUUGCAGGCAGCUGCACUCCAUCCUCCACCUCCAGUAAUGCUGCUGUCCCGAUGAAUUCGAGCAGCGCCAUCACCUCCGCUACCACCACUGCCAGCUCCACCUUGACCACAACCGCUGCUUCAUCCUCUUCUUCCAGCCUGGGCAGCGCGAUGCCAGCCAGCAAGGCCUCUUCGUUUCCACCUUUCGGCAACAUGAACAAUGCAGCCCCUUCCUCCCUUUCCACGCAGAGCACGGCCGUCCAGAAUGGGCAGGCAGGGAUACAGCACCCGCAGCAAACAGCAGGGAUAACCGGGGAGGUCUUACCUGCCCCGACGCAGCCGCAUCCGGAGGUUUCCGAAAGCACUAUGGAACGGGACAGAGUCGGGAUCCCCACCGAUGGCGAUUCCCACGCAGUCACCUACCCGCCUGCCAUUGUCGUUUACAUUGUGGAUCCUUUCACGUAUGAAAAGAAAGAAGAGAACAGCUCCUCAAAUGUCUGGACUCUUGGUCUUCUCCGCUGCUUUCUAGAAAUGAUCCAAAACCUUCCUCCUCACCUUAGAAGCAUCGUGGCUGUUCAGCUUGUUCCUUGUCAGUAUCUGCUGCAACCCGUCAAGAACGAAGACAGACAGAUUUACACCCAGCACUUAAAAUCCCUGGCAUUUUCCGCCUUUACCCAGUGCCGAAGACCUCUCCCAACGUCCACCAAUGUGAAAACAUUAACAGGGUUUGGCCCGGGCUUAGCGGUGGAAAUGGCACUCAAAAGUCCUGAUGUGAGUACUGCCAAUGGGAGAACAAGGUGA